AUGGGGAAAAGUCCUGGUUGUUCUAAAGAGGGGUUGAACAGGGGGGCUUGGACUGCUCUUGAGGACCAGAAACUCAAAGAUUACAUCAAAACCCAUGGGGAAGGGAAAUGGAGAAACAUUCCCAAAGAAGCUGGUCUAAAAAGAUGUGGAAAAAGUUGCAGGCUAAGGUGGUUGAAUUACCUGAGACCUGAUAUUAAAAGGGGUAAUAUAACCCUCGACGAAGAGGAUCUCAUCAUUAGGCUUCACAAGCUGCUAGGCAACAGAUGGUCCCUAAUAGCUGGGAGACUUCCAGGGCGAACAGACAAUGAAAUCAAGAACUACUGGAACUCAACUUUGGGCAAGAAGUUGAAAGCAGAACAAUCAAAGCAUUCCAACAGUAAUUUAAGAAAGAAAACCAAGACCAAUCCUUCAAAGAGCACUAAGGUUUCGGUUGCCCCACAGCCGGUGGAAGCCGAAAAUCCAGAAACCAGUGAAGCACCACCAGCAACCUCUGCGGACAAAAACAUGUUAAACAAUGUGGCAUUGACUUCUGAGGAAGAUGAUUCAGGCAACUUUGCAAUGGAUUUUGAUGUGGGGGAUCUUUUGAUGUCUGACAUAUCAGAUUCGGAGUUUUGGAAGCUUUGUCAUCAGUUUGAUAAUGGAAUUGAGGAAGGUGGUAACAACGGUGGCUCCAAGAACCUUUCAUACUCAGAUGAAACGCUGAAGGAAUGGGUGGCAGAUAUAUGGUAG
Messenger RNA from Corylus avellana, 729 nucleotides. Its product is annotated as transcription factor MYB123-like. Lineage: Eukaryota; Viridiplantae; Streptophyta; Magnoliopsida; Fagales; Betulaceae. The record is from RefSeq and is a predicted model, not a curated record.